Molecule: messenger RNA, 2527 nt
Organism: Silurus meridionalis
Lineage: Eukaryota; Metazoa; Chordata; Actinopteri; Siluriformes; Siluridae
Gene: dntt
Product: deoxynucleotidyltransferase, terminal
Exons: 13
Coding region: 355-1899 (514 amino acids)
Biological process (GO): double-strand break repair via nonhomologous end joining
Cellular component (GO): nucleus
Molecular function (GO): DNA binding; DNA-directed DNA polymerase activity; DNA nucleotidylexotransferase activity
Source: RefSeq, a predicted model, not a curated record
UCCACAUUUUACAUAAUAAUUCUGUUUAAUAAUUUUAGUAUUGUUUGCAUCUUUGUUAUCUUUUUUCUAUCACUAUCUUCUGGCCUUCAAUUGACUUCAGUCAGCCCUGGUAGCUGAGUUUUUAUUAUUGGUAGCAAAUAAAAAGCACCUGUUACACAUCUCUCUGCCAAGUCACAAACACACACUCCACAACUUCAACUGCCAGCUCUCUCUGUCAAAGAAAAAUAAGACAUUGAUACCAUCACCACUGUUGAAGCAGAACCUUCUCUGGCUGUGCCAUUCGACAAACCAUAACAACGCCGUCACAUUUCUGAAAUUCCUUAUGUCUAACUAAUCAUAUUUAAAGUGCAAAGAAUGUUUCAGACAACCCUCUCCAGUCUUUUGAGGAAACGUCGGCAACCUGAAUUGACCUGUGCUCAGCCACAAAAGGAAAUGAAGUUUGGAGAGGUGACGGUGUACCUGGUGGAGAGAAGAAUGGGCAAAAGCAGGAGAAACUUCCUGACAAGUUUGGCCAGGUCAAAAGGCUUCUGUGUGGACAACAACUUAAGUAGUAACGUGACUCACAUUGUGGCAGAGGACAAUCCAGCACAUGAGCUCUGGCCAUGGUUACAGGAACAGGGCAUUGAAAACCUGAGCAAAAUGAAUGUGCUGGACAUCACCUGGUUUACACAGAGCAUGAGAGCUGGCAGGCCCCUUCCUGUGGAGACAGAACAUUGGAUACAAGGUCAUCGUGUUGCCUGUUCUGAUAACAGUGGAUGUGAGAAGCCAUCUGUGCAGCCAGAGCCAGAAGCAGUUCCACCAGACAGUCCUUGGUUUACUGUCUCUCAGUAUGCAUGCAAAAGACGGACCACACUGCAUAAUCAUAACAAGAUCCUCACUGAUGCUCUGGAAGUACUGGCAGAGAACUAUGAGUUCAUUGAGAGUAUAGGUCCGUGUCUGGGCUUCCGGAGAGCUGCAUCUGUACUGAAGAGUCUCCCUGUGCCUCUGCGCAACAUCAGUGACAUUGAGAGACUUCCCUGCCUAGGACCAGAGACCAAGGCAGUUAUACAGGAUAUUUUUGAAUGUGGAUCAUCCUCAAAAGUUGAAGAAGUAUUAACAGAUGAGAGAUACAGAACUUUGAAGAUUUUCACCAGUGUGUUUGGAGUUGGACCUAAGACAGCAGAGAAAUGGUAUCGCAAAGGCCUGCGUAGACUGGAGCAGAUCACCUUUGACACCAGCAUUCACUUAAACAGGAUGCAAGUAGCAGGAUUCCAGCAUUAUAAAGACAUCUCAAAGCCAGUAAGCAAAGCUGAGGCUGAGGCAGUGGGUCGUAUUAUAAAGGAGAUCGCCAGCAGUUUCAAUGGUGAUGUCACUAUCACUCUGACUGGAGGCUUCCGCAGAGGAAAAGAAUUUGGGCAUGAUGUUGAUUUUCUCCUUACUGUACCUGGGCAUGGUAAAGAAGAUGGACUUCUUCCUGCAGUGAUUGAUCAACUCAGGAGUCAGGGAAUUCUCCUUUACUCAGACUUCCAAGAGUCAACCUUUGACCUAAGCAAGUUGCCAAGUUGCCGGUUUGAAGCCAUGGAUCAUUUCCAGAAAUGUUUUCUGAUCGUGAAAUUGAAGAAUGAGCAGGUGGAUGGCCAGCAGGCAGAGCAGACAUGUGGGAGAGACUGGAAGGCAGUGAGGGUGGAUCUGGUAGCACCUCCGGCUGAGCGAUAUGCUUUCGCCCUGCUGGGCUGGAGUGGAUCCACGCAGUUUGAAAGAGACCUGAGGAGAUUUGCCCGACUGGAGCGAAACAUGAUGCUGGACAAUCAUGCCCUCUUUGAUAAAACAACAAAUACCUUCCUGCAGGCUAAGACAGAGGAGGACAUCUUCACCCAUUUGGGAUUGGACUAUAUUGAGCCUUGGCAGAGGAAUGCUUAGACCUCAUCCUAUUCAUCAAAUGAAGAAGAGUGCAAAGAAAACGAAUUGCUGUAAUUACCAGAAUAUACAUCAAACCAGAUGUGACCAGACUGUCUAGGACAUCAUGUGGUGAUAAUAAGCACAGGUGGAGUUUAACAGCAGUAGAAGUGAUAUUGGAUUCCACCUUCAGUGAGCAUCAUUUACUGAAGUCCUGGCUCUUCAUUACUGUAGAAUAACAAUGCUAGAGGAACUGUAUACUCUCAUUUUAAAAGAUCACAUGUAUUUAAGUAUAAUGUUUUUUACAUGUAUGUAGAGCUUUCAUCAUGCAAUAUCACUUGUCUCUUCUGUCUUACCUUCAGGCUUGAAUUUUCAUAGUAAUAUGACCAUAGUGACUGCAUCUAUGUUAUAUCUUGGAAGGGUAUAAAAUGUCUCUGUAGGAUAGCUUAAUGGUGCAUGUUUGUCUGUUAGUAUAAAUUACUAAGUGCUUAUUUUAGAGGAUAGGAUUACAUACUCUCACAUGGAGCUGUUAUUACACGAUAAAAAAUCGAGGGUUAUCCAGCAUGUAGCCAUUGAUGCAAUUUUGGUGUUAUGUUGCUCAGUUUUUACUCAAAUAAAUCAAAUAAAUUCCAUUGUGAAGAUUUUACUAAAU